GCCGAGCCUCGCAAGGCGGACGUUGUUCUACGCCUUCGGCUGCUUCAUGUGUGGGCUCCGAAAGCGCCGGGCAUGUCAGGGUCUACAACUGCUGAACUCUGUUGGUAGAUGAGACUGUGGGAAACCAACUCAGACCACUAUUUGUUUCCUGUUCGUAUGCUGCGGCGUUUGAUUGUUGUUCUUUGACCUAUGUUCUGUCUUUUUCCUAGGGAAUGCUGAUUCACGGCCUUUCACCACCUUCGAUGACCUCUCGGAUCAAACGAUCCUUGCGCUUCGGGGGGAUAUACGUUAUCAAGUCUUUUGGUCUCACCAACCCGCCGAAUCUGUAUCGUGCGUGUUCUUUUGAUCUGGCCCUAUGUGUUACUCCGGUGACUUCGUUUCAGGAGUGCCUGUACUUGCGUGCUGGCGAGCACCGCUUUCUCACAGAUGUAGUUGGCCGCCUCCAUUCCAUAAGCGGUAUAUCGCACAAGGAUACAAAGCAUGGUCCCACGGUUAAGCAAACUGUUGUCCUGGAGGAUGAAAGUGGCAAGACGGCUACAAUAACUUUGUGGGAUGAUUUCUCGGGGAUUCUCGAUCAUGUUGCUUUGACUCAUGCAGAUGCAAUAGAAGCUGUUGUCUUGGCAUUUGGAGGUCUGCUGGUUAAUCGAUUGGGUGGUGAGUGUGCUUUACUUUCAUAUUCUGAUCCAAUGUUGUUUGUUCUUCUGGGGCUUAUUACUUACUGUGUGUGUCCAUUAUCUUAUGUGCUGUCGAGCUCGGCGGCUACCAGGGCGGCUGUCAACCCUCCCGUGCCAAUGGCCUACCAUCUUGCAUCCAGGUUUGCUGACGUCCGAAAAUUCGUUGGCUCUCUACCUGUUGAGUUUGCAAUGGCUGGUGAUGCUGCAGCAGAUGGAGACAGACCGACUAAUAAUCUUCAUCAACUGUUGCUUUGCUCAAGGGAUGCUUUGAGGCGCCGCGACAACACAUUUUGUUGUUCCGAGGAUUGGCAGCUUCAGGAGGAUCAGAUGUGUGUUUGCUAUAAGAUCCAGCUCACCCUCAGGGAUGCAACCUCCGAAGCUCGGUUCAUUCUCAUGGGUGGUUGUGGCCAUGCAUUGGUGAACGUUUCAGCCGGGUACUUGGCCUAGAGAUUCCCCUAUCGACUAGGCCAGCUUCCCCCUCAGCUUAACCAGCUGCGUGGAUAGUAUGUUAUGUUCGAUUGCAAGCUUCCACUGCCUGGCCCGAAUGGCUUUCCUCUGUGUAGUUCCGUGUAACCCAGGUUGUGACCCUUGGUGAUGAUGUUGUUCUAGCUGACGUGCUCGUAGACAAUCCCCAACCUGCACUUCCACCACCUAUGAAUUUAGCACUGCCAGGGAUCCCCUCUGCUCAGCCAAUUGUUCCGACAUCUUUUGUUGCACAGUCUGUUCCAGGUCCAUCAAGGUUUGUUUUAUGCCAUUACCUAUUGUUAUUGUUUUGCAGUUGAACACCAUGUUGACUGCUGUUGGAACUGUGUUCUAGAUUAACUGCUGCUGCAAAGGGUAAGGCGAAGGUGGGGGAACCUCUUCUUUACGAGGGCGCAAAGAGAGAGUUUCGCAUUGGCGACCAGCUUGAGGCCCUUGUCAAGUUGUUUUUGUCUCCUGUUUUUAGGGCCCUAUUUUUCAUUAAAUCCCCUGUUUGCUAUACAUUGAUUCAUCUAUAAUUAUUUACUGCAGUUUGUUGCCAGCUGGUGUACAAAAUAGUCCUCUCUUGACUACUGAGACUCAUGUUCUGCCUUUUGUGCUUCAUGCUAAUUUGGUUGCGGGAUCACACCGCAUAGGGGGAAUUGGUUGUUCCUUUCGAAAAGAAUCUGUUGUUGAUGUGUCGAAUGCUGCUCUGAACCAAUUUGAAGCCUCAGUCACCCCAAGAAAGUCGAUAAUGGUGGAUGAGGCUCUGUCUACAGAGGAUGUCCAGCCUGAUUCUCAUGUUGGUGGUGUGAAGAUCACGAAAAAGAGUUUGGAUUCCUCUCAUACGCCAUCGACUGUAAGUUAAAUUCAUAUGAGUCUUGCUUUUCUUCUUGUGAAUUUUGUCCAUUUUCUGAGUUUUUCUUUCUCUGUCAAUUUUGACAGGUUGUUGUCCCCAUUGGCUAAGAUAAAAGUUGUGAAGUUGAGUGCAUCUGAUCUUGCAUCCCCAUAGAGUGCUGGAUCAGGAGUUCAUUUACACAUUGGAAGUGAAUCGAGCUCGCUUGGUGACAAGAAGGAACCGUCUGCCAAGCGCAGCUUAUUCCAGGAAUGAGUGACAUGGUGAGGUUCAUUUAGGGUUUUGUAAUCUUUUUAGUCAUUGCCUGUCAUGGUUGCUGCAUGGUUUACUGUUGUUCGGUUUUGGAUGAGCUGUGUUUCUCACUGUGUAUUUUUUGUUUUGUUAUUCUGCAUUGUAGGGGUUUGGAGGCAGUUCUUCGCUGGCAGUGGGGCUUAUUUUGUUGGGCAUUGUUGGGUUUGUAUGAAGUCUUCUGGAUGUUGACAAGGAGUGCUUUUGGUUGGUCUGGUGAUUGUUCGCAGGGAGUGCUUCUAGAUUAAGUUGGCGUUGCAAGUUGCUCUUCAGUUGUGCAGUGGUCUCAGUGGUUGUUGGCCAGUCCCUCUUUUGAAUUUGUCAAUGUCUAUGUCCCCAUGAAUUUGUCCCAUAUCUUCCUGUGGGUUUAAACAAUACCACUUCAACUUCUCUUAAGUUCCAAGUAGAUUCUACUUCUGUGUUGCUGUGCCUUUGUUUUGAUGUGAAUGGGUUGUAAGCGAAGUUCUGCCUUUAUGUAGAUUAUGUCUGUUAGGUUGGUGUUCGUCAUGUAGUUUUCAACUCUAAUAUAAGAAUCGCUUCCGUUUCAGACUUAUGGUGUUUUUAGAAUAUAUUAUCUGUUGAUUGAUCUUGCAAGUACAUGGCUGCUUUCAGUGUGUGGAUUCUCUGAUGGCUGUGCCUUCUUUGCUGAGUUUGAGUUUUUAAUGCUAGCAAGUGCUUGCUGGAUCGUCUUAUGAUGCGUGAAAUAUACACGUUGUGGCACAAACCAUUUUCAAGAACAAGAUGGAGAAGUGCUUGCGCUAAUGUUUUCAUGGGAACGAUGGAAACUGCAGCUGGGUCACCAAAAUAUACGUUUGGAUUGUUUUUUUUAGAUGGAAAUCUAAAAUUUCAUUAAGCUCAGGCUAAACACGCCUCUCAAAAACUGUCAAAUACAAAAAAGCUGUAUAGCUUCUAUAACCAUAAGUAAGUAAACUUUUAACUAUCUACAGCAUCAAUGAAGUCAAGAAUUUUCUGGCAUUCCGAAUCUCCAUUCACCCUACAUGUAACCUCUCCACGCACAACACUACACAUCUCCAAUGGUGAUCGAGCAAACCUAUCUCCAUACAAGCGUGAGCAUCGUUCAUGCCAUACCCAGCUAAGCACAUCACACCAAAUCAGCCUACACACUUUCGAUUUAGCAGAGUUUCCACCACCCCAAUUCUGCACACACCAAUCAACCAUCUGAUCCCACUGCACAAAAGGAGGCGGAGCAUACAAUCUUAAACACUUCUUCAGCACAAAAUCUGUAUACGAACAUUGAUACGUUGGAUUGUUGUUCCCUACUAAAUGCAUGCUGAAAUUGGAAUUGAAGUAUCAAAUAAAACAUGUGCUAUGUCCUGCUGCCAUUAAAUGCAUGGUGAUGAUUAAGAAUGAUUAUUUUUUUUAUUCUCCAUAAAGCAGGAAGUUUUGCUUCAGUGGUUUGCCAGCAUGUGCUUUGGGGAAAUAGCUAUUUAAUGCGAUUUGCUUCCUCUGCCGUUUAUAAGAGACUUUGUUGUUGUACUUAUCUGACUAAAUCCUGCCCAAGUUGCAAUUUAGUUCAAACUAAUAUUUUAGAAUUGGAUUCCAACAGAUCACCAACGCACUUCCUCUCUUCCACACCAUCGCCUCCUUCACAGCCCAGUUUUCAACCAAACUCUGAAAAGGAUUCGCUAUUAUUCCCCACUGUGUUGCCAUCUCUAGCAAGGAGAGGUUCGCUUAUGCAUUCUCAGCUUCUCUAGCAUAUCGAGGUGAGCCAUGCUACUGUAUUAACUCAGCAGGUUUGUUGAUCCAGAUAGCUUGGCCAUUAACUGCCUCCCUCCAAUGAAUGUGUUUUUCAUUUAAUUCUGCAGCAGCAAUAAUUCUGAUGGUUUCUUUUUCAGUCUUUGCCAUUUAAUUUGCUUCUCUUUGUUCCCACCAAGGAAACAUCCUGGCAGCAGUAAAUGCUCAUGUAUUUGCUUCUCUUCUUUGUGUUUUUUUCCCAGCAAUGCCUCCACGCAAAAGGAAACAACGGAGUUAAUCGUUGAAGUUUGGUUCCAGAGCAAGUUAAUCGUUAAUCAGGCGGAGAAGUUCGGUUCCAGAGCAAGUUUUCCCACAACAAACGCCCCCCUGAAUCACUGUAUGAGUAUGAUCAACCAGGUGUUUCUAAUUGCCUAACACGCACGCCACCUAAAUUGCCCUUCCAAGGUUCAGGUGGUGGACCUGCCUUCAUCAAUCGUGCUCAACCACCACGGGAUCCAUAUUUAGAUCUUCCCAUUGAACAAGUUGUUGUUUCUGGCCCAACAAAUGGUAGUAGACAUG
This is a messenger RNA of Linum trigynum, 4551 nucleotides long. NCBI's taxonomy places the organism in Eukaryota, Viridiplantae, Streptophyta, Magnoliopsida, Malpighiales, Linaceae. The record is from the annotation of a GenBank genome assembly.